GGGGCGGGGUUUGUCCUAAUACGGGUGGAGAAAGAAAGUCGUUUCCGCAGAAGUGAAACUUUAAUCGAAAGGGAAACACUGCCCAGGAUGGACAGAAGGCAUCUGCUGAGCGAUCAGGAUGAGCCCACAGCAGGGCCAGCCUGUCACCACCCGUCUGUCCCUACUGCAGGUCAGUGGACAGAGGCCACAGCUCCUUCUAUAGAAGACAUGCCCACAGUGCCCGGCUAUGAAAACUUAGGCCCUGGUUACAAUGAUGUUCCACCCCCACCAGGAGGAUAUCAGCAUCCGCAGCCACCGGCUACCUCACCUACCAGACGCUGGGACAUUCCUGCCAUUUCUGAGGAGCUUGCCAGGGAGGCUUUCACUGAGUAUGCCUACAGCAGUUGUUGCUACAGCAGGAAACCACCCAAAGAGAUGGUCUUAACAGACUUUCAAGCUCUUAACACCUAUCGGUAUCGACUGGAGACGUUUACAGAGUCAAGAUCCACUGAAUGGGCCACUGAACCAUAUAAUGGCCAGUUAGUGGAUGGAAUGAGUGGUGUAGCUCCUGGCCCGUGGGAUGUGGCUGUCUCCGUACCUACUCUGUUUGUGGAUUCUGAAAUGGAUAUUCGCAUCCCGCAUACGGCCUCCAUAAAGGGCUGUCACUCUUGCCUGAAUCUUGGCAAAUCUGCAUGUAAUCGAUGUGUAACAUCUGGCAGGAUCCAGUGUGAAAUGUGCGGUGGCUCAGGGACGAACACGUCUAAUCAACGGUGUUAUUCCUGUAAUGGGCUGGGUAGAGUCAAAUGUAGAGACUGCUCAGGAGUCGGAUCAACCACCUGCACAACCUGUCAAGGAAGAGGACAACUCCUUUGCUACGUCAAGCUGAAGAUUAAGUGGACAAACAACGUUUAUGUGCAGGUGAUGGAUAAGCGCUCAGGAUUCUCUGUUGACCUUCUUGAUUCUGUUGCUGGAGAAACGCUUCUUACUGACAUGAAUGCACUGGUCUAUCCAGUCAGCAGUUUCCCUGAUGAGGCAGUAAACACAGCUUCAAGGAAGGCUGUGCAGGAACAUCAGGCUCAGUUCUCCACCUCCUGCCGUAUCCUACAGCAGAGGCAGACCAUCGAGCUGAUCCCGGUCACUCGAGUCCAUUACGCCUGGAAGGAGAAGACGCACAUCUUCUUUGUGUAUGGAGCUGAGCACAAGGUCUUCACCAAGGACUACCCUGCCAAGUGUCUCUGCUGCACCAUUUCUUAAGACUUUUAUUACAGCACUGUUCAGCCUGCAUCAUUCAUCACUUAUUCAUCGCUGUUUUGUAUUGUGUUAGUAGUUAAACACAUAAGACACUGAAAUGUGUUUUGAUUUAUACAUUUUUACUUUGUUUCAUUUGGCAUUUCAAGUUCAAAGCCAAAACGUUAACAGGGAUGUGGGAGGAAAAUGAAUUUCAUUAUGUUUUGUUUGUGACAGCAUCUGUGCUGCUUUGUGGUUAUCCACACCUCUGACUUAUGGGAUUUACGAUUAUUUUUUAGACCAAAAGUGCAUUAAAAAGAGAACAAUAUAGCACUACCAACUUCAUUUUUCUAUGCUGUGCUAAGUUCAUGUGUUGUAGUUCUGUAAGUUACUCGGGUUCCUUAUGUCGUUUUUUGACCUAAUAUUUUUGUUGUUUUUGUAAGUUGUUUUUGUAAAGUUACUUUCAUUUUAACUGUAUUUCACCAAAGUUACAGUACUUUUACUCGAGUUUGGGUUUAGGCCACCCUUCCCUCCCCUGGCUGGCUCUCACAUUUCAAGGGCAUAUAUAUUCACAUUCACAUAUUAACAAUUUUACACGAUGAGUUUAUGUUACAGUCUCCCAGCUUUAAUUCACGAUGUGAAUUAAAUCUAUGAAUUUGUAAAAAUGUGGUAUCAUUACAUUUCUCCAUAUUUUGUAAAAGGUUAUAGGUUGUCAUUUUAAAGAAUAAUCAUGACUGUUACAAUGAUCCAAAUGAUAUUGUGAGAAUAAACCAGACAAAUAUUAUGCA
Molecule: messenger RNA, 1994 nt
Organism: Colossoma macropomum (tambaqui)
Lineage: Eukaryota; Metazoa; Chordata; Actinopteri; Characiformes; Serrasalmidae
Gene: ssuh2.2
Product: ssu-2 homolog, tandem duplicate 2
Exons: 13
Coding region: 88-1233 (381 amino acids)
Source: RefSeq, a predicted model, not a curated record